CUCAAGCGAAAGAAAGUCAAGCAACCGGAAAAGAAAAACCGAGCGAAAAGAAAAAGAAUUCUGAGAUUCUGAGAGCAAAAUGCGACGUAUUAUAUUUGCUAUUCUAUGCUUCAACAUCAGCAUAAUCUAUUCCCAAAAUUCAACUCAAAAUAAAAAUUCUGAUGAAGAUUCUAUGAAGAUUUUAUCAAGACGUAAAAGAUAUUUAAUUUUCCCGGAAGGAAGUUCCCUACAAUUAGUUUAUUGUUUAACUAUGCCUGUAAUUGGUAAAAGUACAAUUUUCACAAUCGGAGGAACAGCAGCCUUGGCCUGGGAGUUACCCCACGACCCAUUUCAACCCUAUCGAAAAAAAGCCGAGCUCCUACAUCGCAAAGACCCGCCCGGGAAGUACACAAUUCUCGAUCCGAUUGCAAACAAGAAACAAUCACCUCCAGCGACUACCAAAGUGUCACAAUCGGCUAUAAACCUUCUGGGGGCGUUCAACGAUCAGUUCGGAUACAGCGGAUAUCAAAAUCCGAUCUCCAUCAACUACUCGCCUGCUUACAACAGGUAUCGAUAUCAGAACUAUCAAAACCGCCGUCGUCAGCAGUUUCCCCAGCAGCAACCGGUGCAUUAUCGCUUCUCACAGCCGAUACAACUCACGAAAGGUGAUCGGGUUACGUCUGCGGGAAGCAGGGGUGAGGUGUAUUAUAAGUCAACACCAAGUUCACCCGCAUCGAUUUAUCAUCAAGUACAUCGUCGGACUCGGAGGGAUCUUUACGGAAAAAUUGAAAAGUUUUUAUCUACACAAAGUAAAGAUGGGAAGGCUUGUUUAUUGAGGGCUAUUUGUGAGGUUCAUCAGAAGGGAUCAGAAAAGGGUAGUUUUAUGGAGGAAAUACUGAAAGCAAUUUUUAAAGUAAAACCAAUUGAUGAUUAUGAAAACGAAGACAUCUACGACCAUUCAGCAAAUAAAACUCAUAACUGCAAAGAAAUGUAUCCCUCUUGUGAUGCCUCCAUCUUGAAAUUCAUCUAA
This is a messenger RNA of Dalotia coriaria, 1009 nucleotides long. RefSeq lists its product as uncharacterized. NCBI's taxonomy places the organism in Eukaryota, Metazoa, Arthropoda, Insecta, Coleoptera, Staphylinidae. The record is from RefSeq and is a predicted model, not a curated record. The transcript has 4 exons. The coding region runs from base 80 to 1009 and encodes 309 amino acids.